Molecule: messenger RNA, 2805 nt
Organism: Hyalella azteca
Lineage: Eukaryota; Metazoa; Arthropoda; Malacostraca; Amphipoda; Hyalellidae
Product: glutamate receptor ionotropic, delta-1
Exons: 13
Coding region: 218-2119 (633 amino acids)
Cellular component (GO): membrane
Molecular function (GO): glutamate-gated receptor activity
Source: RefSeq, a predicted model, not a curated record
CGAGGCGACCGCGGCAGCGGCGUUGAAGCUACUGACGUCGGCAGCGCCUGCCCAGCACAUCGUCGUGGCAACAGCAGACAUUGAGAGUGCGCUGGCCGCUGAGCGGGUGCUCGCCUCAGUCACCUAUCAGACACAGACGUGGGUGCAGUGCGCCGCGCUGUCUGCGCGCGAUGUCAACAAACAAGCCGCCCUCACCACCCUCACUACAGUCCUGGUCAUGUGCAACACUUCUGACCUCGUCAGGAUAUUCCAGCAGGUGUCCCGCGAGUCCCUAGAGCACCGGCGGGUGUGGUGGGCGGUGGUGGGGGAGGACGCUGGCCUGCCCAAGCUCCUGCAGGGCCUCAUACGGGAGGGCGUUCAGAUGGCGCUGCUGGUCGCGGACGCCGCGGGGCGCUACAAGUUCUACGUGGCCGAGGUGUCCCCGCUGCUGGGCAUGCGGAUGAAGCUGCUAGACCACCCACCUGUUCUCUGCGCAACCCCCGGGUGCUCACUCCCGCCCUCUGUUGGUACCACUCACCCCAAGGCAGUUCCAGCACUCUACAAUUCCAGCCAGAUGGACCAGAACCUAGACGAACUGUCAUACCGGAAGCCGGAUGAACUGUACCGGAACCCCGACGAAGUGUACCGGAACUUCAGCAAUCGUCUGCUGGUGAUCGCAGCGCUGCCGACCAUCACGUUCUUCAACUACACCGCUGAUGCCGACGGCAAGCUUGUUCCUGAGGGCGGAGUUGACGUGCAGAUAGUGGCAACACUCGCCAAGAUGCUCAAUUUCAGGUACGUUAUCUCGGAGCCGACGGAGCGCGUCUGGGGAGGGCCUCAAAAGGACGGCAACAUCACGGGCCUUGUGGGGCACGUGGCCAAGCGCAAGGCCCACUUCUCCAUGUGCAAGAUCACCAUCACUGCCGAGCGGGCGGCGGUCGUGGACUUCACGACGGCUUACUUCACCGAGGGAUACGCCAUCGUGACCGCCGCCCCCACCAUCGUGGGACAGAGUAUGUCCAUCCUGCGGCCCUUCACGUACCCCGUGUGGGGACUGCUGAUCGCUGCCGUAGGCAUGAUGGGUCCCAUCACGUUCACCAUCACCAAGGUGGGUCACUCCAUCAUUACCAAUGUGGGUCAAUCCACCCACUCCGCGUCACCGGCCUCGAAAAAUACCACUGACAACCCGCCGCACUACGGCCGCCCUGCCAAACUGGGGGUGGCCUCCUCACCAAGUCCCUCGAACGGGGCAAAGAAACAGGGCUUCAAAUCUCCAGUGAAGCCCCUAGGAUUGAGGAAGGAAGAAGCCCCAACAAGAGGCGCUAGGUCCCGGGAGUGGCUGCCCUUGGGAACGCUGCCCGAGUUCUGCUUCAACGCCUUCAGGAGCGUGGUGAACCAGGGCAACCUCAUACACGUUGGCCUGGACAGCGUCAAGGUCCUGUUCGUCUUCUGGUACAUCUUCUGCCUCAUCGUGAUUUACUUAUACUCCGGGUCCCUGACUGCGGGGUACGCGGUGCCCACCUACAGCGCCACGAUAGACUCCCUGGAGCAGGUGGUGGCAGCGGGCAGGCGGGGGCAGAUGGUGCCCCUGAUGAACUUCCAGAACAGCCUUGACACCUUGUUUAAGAGCUCGCCCCCCGGCAGCCUGUACCGCGCCAUCGCCGACCUGUACGUGCCGGGGGUGACCUACGCCUUCCCUGUGGAGACCGGAGCGCGAUAUGAGGCGUUGAAGCGUGGGGGCUACACGAGCUUCAACAGCUACGGUGACGCCCGUGCGCUGACGCUGCAGGCUGGACGCCGCUACUUCCACAUCGGGCGGGAGCUGUUCUACUUUCAGAGCUACGGCACCGUGCUGCCCUCCGGCGCCCCUUACAAGGGCGUCUUCGAUGACGCGCUGCUGCGCAUCGUAGAGGCAGGGCUGCCCAAUAGGUUCCUGGAGGAGAGGCUGCAGCAGAUCCUGGGGGUGAAGCUCUACCUGCAGGAGAGGUCCGCCGCUGCUGGAGGAGGAGGUCUUGAGACGUCCAGCAUCUCCCUCAGGCACACGCAGGGAGCUUUCUUCGUCCUGCUGGGCGGGUGUGGCGUGGGGUUCCUGAGCCUCGUGGGGGAGAUCUUCUUAAACCGGCGCGCUAUGAGGCAAUAGGGGCAAACUAAAUAUAUGUUUGCUGCUCAUAUUUAUGGCGUCUAUUUUACAAAAUUACUGAUCACGGAUGUCUGAAUUGUGGUUCACUAGAAAUUAAUCUCAAUGCAACUCCAAAAAUCUAAGGACAUUCAAUAACAAAUCUCGCCCCGAAUGACACUGACUCGAAACAAUAGAUGGUCGUCGACAAAUCCUCUGCUGAGUGUUGCUGAAUAUAAAAUUAUUUAUUUUGGACGUAUGGAGGCUUCAGAAUUUUCUCAUUGGUUCUCCUUGCCCGACGAAGAUAAACGACUCUAUGCCGGAAACCAAAAUAAGGCUUGAAGGUAGUUAAAGUUACUGAAUCGACACUUCUCCGGACCCGCCUGCGAACUCAAACGCAAAACCUAACUACACGAUCAACCGACGGACUCAUAACUCCUACAAUUUAAAGUUGAAGUUAGAAUACUACAAUGUAACACUAAAUUAUAAAUACGUUAGAAUUGCUAGCUAAAUUAGUUGACUUUUCAUGAUCUCAGCUCAGCAGAGAUUUUUAUAUUUCUUAGGGAAUUUGAAAGCGCGUGUAUAAAUUAUAUACUAUAUAGUAACAUAUACGAGAUAAAAAUCGGCAAAUGAGUGCAGUGUACGGAUAUCAGCGCAAUAACGUUCAAAUUUACUUAUUGUGAAAAUAUAUUCAUGAAUCUAUCAUAGAA